AGCGUAUAAAAGAGGGCCACUCGUUGACGAAAUCCUUCAGCACUCAGCUUCAUUUCUACUGCGACAUUCUCUCACUGAUACCUCAAUGGCCUUUUCAGCUCUGUUCACCCUUGCCAUUGCCGCGGUCGUUUCUGUGGCUCAGGCACAGUCUCUUACCGUCGUCAAUUCCUGCAGCGAGUCCGUCUUCCUGUUCACCCAGAACAGCUAUGGCACCAUAGACAACGACGUCACGGUUGCCGCUGGUGCAUCCGUCGACAUGGGCAUUAGCUCCAACUGGGACGGUGCCAUCAACGUCGGCACCGGCUGCAACAGUGACGGGUCCAGUUGCACGACCGGCGGACCUACUUGGAACGGUGUUACGCCGUUCAGCCGUGCAGAGUUCAAUUUCUGGGCAAUCCCUGGGAGUGUCACAUACGACAUCUCUCUCAUAUACGGUUAUAGUGUGGGGAUGAUGAUCUCUUCCGCUGACGCGAGCUGCGACGCGUUUGCGUGUACAAUCACAGGUUGCCCUGUCCCCGGACCCGGAGAUGACACUUGUUACUCGCCCUGCUGCUCUUCCGCUUCAGCGUGCGCCAAUGGUGCCCUUCCCCUCGGCGGAGGUGGUUGUACCAACAACGCUGGCCCAGGUCCUAACAGCCCAUUCUACUACAACAGUUGCUUCAAUGCGUACGCGUUUCCUGACAACGACGGUGCUGAUGGGUACACUCCCGCCGACUUUGUCGACUACACCUGUGGAAACACUGACAUUACCCUUACUCUCUGCCCCGGUACUACUUCUCACUAUACUGCGUGA
Coniophora puteana RWD-64-598 SS2 is the source of this 793-nucleotide messenger RNA. Its product is annotated as Osmotin thaumatin-like protein. The transcript is spliced from 4 exons. The coding region runs from base 86 to 793 and encodes 235 amino acids. The record is from RefSeq and is a predicted model, not a curated record. NCBI's taxonomy places the organism in Eukaryota, Fungi, Basidiomycota, Agaricomycetes, Boletales, Coniophoraceae.